UCAUGCUAACUGUUUACAGUUGUGUUAGCUUCCAGCUCCAGCUCCAGACUUACUGAGGGAGUUAAUGCAGGACUGAAGCGCUAAGGACAUGCUCGCUUUGAAUUAAAACACACUUCUCCCAGAAAAAGAAACGUUGCGACAACACACAGGGUGCUUCAACAUGUCGGGAAUUAAAAGGAAGAUCCAGGACAAUGAUCCAGACUAUGAGGAGGUUUCUCAGGUCCAGAGCAGUAAGAGAAACAAAGCAGCAGAACAUAACGCUCGAGAAGCCACAGUGCAGAAGAUGGAGAGCAUCAUCAGGGAGCAGUUUUCCCUGGAGAUGAAGAACAAGGAGCAUGAGAUAGAUGUGAUCAGUCAGCGGCUUAAUGAAGCCAGGAGGAUGAUGGACAAGCUGCGGGCCUGCAUCGUGGCAAAUUACUACGCUAAUGCUGGGAUUACCAAGUUACCAGAGCUCUCCUCCAGGAGCGACCCCGCCGUGCUCAACCACCCCGCCAUCCGUCGCUUCCUGGAGUCGCCGUCCCGCUCCUCCUCGCCGCUGCAGCAGGGCUCCGAGACGCCCUCGGCGGUCCAGUCCGAGUCCGAGAGCCUCUCCCAGGGAGACGGAACCGAGAGGAACGGGGACGGGGCGUGGAGAGAGGAGCGCCGGCCGGGGAGAAACACGGGAAAAGACACGUUUGGCGUGCCGCCGUCCGCGGGGGCGGAGCCGAGGGUGACGUACCACACCACGGGGGACGAGGCGUCCAGACUCUACGCCAAGAAGACCAUCGUCGUGGGGAAUGUUUCCAAGUACAUCCCCCCCGACAAGCGCGAGGAGAACGAUCAGUCCACCCACAAGUGGAUGGUGUACGUCCGAGGCUCCAGGCGAGAGCCCAGCAUCGACCACUUUGUGAAGAAAGUCUGGUUCUUCCUGCAUCCCAGCUACAAACCCAACGACCUGGUGGAAGUCAGUGAGCCUCCGUUUCAUUUGACGCGCCGCGGCUGGGGCGAGUUCCCUGUGAGGAUCCAGAUCCACUUCAAAGACCCUCGCAACAAGCGCAUCGACAUCAUCCACCAGCUGAAGCUGGACAGAACAUACACCGGCCUGCAGACGCUCGGGGCAGAAACUGUGGUCGACGUGGAGCUUCACAGGGACUCUCUCGGGGAAGACUUCAUUCCUCAGCCGUCUUCCUCCAAGGUGACCCAGCGGGCCGCCAGCCCUCCGACGGCCUUCGGACACGCCCACUCCCCCGUCGCACAGGACGGCAGCGCAGACAAAGGUUUCAUCAAAGCGGAGCCGGGGAGGGCUGCAGGCCUCGCCGCUGGUGAACGCACUCCGACACGGCCCAAAGCCGGGGACAGGCUCUCUCUGGGUUCCCACGGCAACUCUGCCUUCCAGCCGAUCACGGCCAGCUGUAAGAUCGUCCCUCAGGGACAGCCGCCGAGUCCGGCCGAGUCUCCCGGGAAGUCCUUCCAGCCCAUCACCAUGAGCUGCAAGAUAGUGUCAGGGUCGCCGAUCUCCACGCCGAGCCACUCCCCACUGCCCCGCACGCCCACCGCCUCCAACCCCGGCCACGGCAAGCAGGGCUCCUCGUCCGUGAUCAACAAUCCCUACAUCAUCGUGGACAAGCCGGGCCAGGUGAUCGGCAUGGCCUCGUCCUCUGCCGCGCCUGCAGGAAGUCCCUCCUCCAAGCAGUCUGCAGCUCCCGGCGCUCGCUCUCCUGCUCCCAAAGUUCAUACAGGAACCUUCCUGUCCUCCGGGGUCAAGGUUAUUAUAAAGCAGGAGCCGGGGGAAGUUUCGACGCCGCAGCAGAUGGUUUCCACGGUAACCAGUCAGCAGCAACCUGCCGCUACAGCCGCACACCAGUUUGUCGCAGUGAAGGGGGGUCACAUGAUCUCCAUGUCGGCCCAGAAGCAGGCCGGGGGGGCCACAGGGGCCACGUCGAGCAAGAUGUUGGGUAUUCCUGUGAGCUCGGCUCUUCAGUCCUCCGUCAAGCCGGUGGCCAUCAGCAGCGGGCAGAUUCUUGUUGCCAAGGGCAACCCCUCCGUCUCCAAGGUGAUGGGAGGGAAGCAGGUUCUCGCUCAGGGAGUCGCUAAAGCCAUCGUCAGCGGCGCCGGCAGCAUCUCGGGGCAGCCGGCGGCCGGCAAGGUGGCCGGCGGGUCAGGGGGCAAGAGCGGAGUGAUGGCCACUCUCCAGCUGCCAGCCAACAACCUGGCCAACCUGGCCAACCUGCCGCCAGGCACCAAGCUGUACCUGACCACCAACAGCAAGAACCCGUCGGGGAAGGGCAAGCUGCUGCUCAUCCCCCAGGGAGCCAUCCUGCGAGCGUCCAGUGCAGGUCAGCAGUCCCAGAGCGGCUCGUCAGCGGGCUCCGGCAGCUCCCAGAACGCCGCCGCCUCCUCGUCUUCGUCCUCCUCCGGCAGUCUGCCUUCCAACCUCUCCUACACGUCCUACAUCCUGAAACAGACCCCCCAGGGCACGUUCCUGGUGGGCCAGCCGGCGCAGGGCUCGGGGAAGCAGGGCGGCUCCGGGUCCGCGGCCUCGGCCCCCGCCUCUGUUACCCAGCAGGCCAUCCGGGUGACGGCGGGACAGAAGGCGGCCAUCCUGGCUCAGGUGGUGGGCGGGUCCCAGGGCGCCCAGGUGAAGCUGUCGGACGGCUCCGUGAAGACGGUGACGGCGGCGGGGGCCGGCCACUUGUCCAAGCCGGGCACCACCACCCUGAGGAUGACGGGGGGAGUGAUCACGGCCGCCAGCUCCUCCCCCGGCUCCGUCAGCCAGCAGCAGGCUGCUGAUGGCGGGAAGUCGUCCUCUCAGCAUCACUCGCUGCUGGUGGCGGCGAACCAGGCCGCGGUGAUCAGCGCGGCUAAAAACGCCAGCGCCGCCGCCGCCGCCGCGGGCGGUCUGUCCAAGGCCGCCGUGGCCUCCCUGGUCAAGGGGGCCGGCGGCUCCGCCUCCGUGACCAAGAGCGCCGCGGGCUCGUCCGGCGCCGUCAUGACGGUCGCCAAAGGCGUCACCAGCAUGCCGGUCGUCGGCAUGUCUAAAGGCGCCAGCGUGGGGGCGGUGGUGGGCGUGGCCAAGAGCGGCGGGACGUCGCUGGUCAGCGCAGCCUCGCUAGUGAGCGGGAUGGCGGCGGGAGGCGGGAAGACGGGAGCGACGCUGUCAGGUAUGCUGAAGAUCCAGUCCGGAGGCUCCAGCUCCCAGCAGACCGUCCUCACCAUCCCCGCCAACCAGCUCAAGCAGCUGGGCGGCGGUGGCGGCGGCGCCGGUGCCGGCGGCUCCGGGGGGCUGCAGACAUUAUACAUGCCUGUCAGUAAAGUAUCUAAAGGCCUGGUCUCUGGUGCCCCCUCCUCUUCCUCCUCCUCCUCCUCCUCCACCGCCACCCCUGCAGCCUCUGGAGCCUCACCUGGUCCUGCCAGCGCCCCCGCCUCCUCCACCUCCACCUCCCUCACCCCGUCUCUGGCACAAGUGAAGACGGAGCCGGGUGCCGGCACGUCCGUCUCGGCCGCCCCAUCGCCGCUGGUGACCGCCCCCGCCUCCGCUGCCGCCGCCGCCGCCACCGUCAAGCAGGAGCAAGGCGCCGACACCUCCACGCACGAGCUCAUCAACACGGAGCACAUCGAGACCAUGAUGCAGCUGCUGACGGCCGUGGUCCGCAGGUUCCCGCUCAUCGUGCCAGAGAAGACCGAGGACUCCCAUCCGUUCUGCGCCUCUUCCACGGAGCAGUAUUAUUCCUGGAAUAUCGGGAAGCGCCGGGCGUCAGAGCUCCAGCGCGCCGUGGCGGUGAAGCGAGUGGUCCAGGACGUGCUGGACCGCUCGCCCCGCCUGCAGGCCCUCACCCCCCCGAAGACCAGGGAGGUGGUGCAGUGGUGCCGGCAGAGGGGCUACACGCCGCCCGACCCCGAGCCGCAGCACCGCAGCCAGGACGAGUCCAUCGAGGACAUCCUGACGCAGAUCGACAGCGAGCCCGAGUGCCCCUCCACGCUGAGCAGCUGCGAGGAGCUGGUGCUGCGGGUGGAGCAGAUGCAGGCGCUGCUGAAGACCGAACCGGACGAGGUGGACGAGGAGAUCGUGGACAUCGUCACGGUGACGCCGCCCUGCCAGAAGCUGAAGGUCAAGGAGGAGGAGCCCGAGGCCGACACGGAGCCCAAGUUCUUCCUGGGUCCCUGCGUGUCCGCUCAGUUCGUCAAUGAGACGGCGCAACAGAUCGGAGUGGCCUUCCAGCCUGUGGAGGUGGAGAAGAACGUCUUCGCUCCGGUGGUGGAAGCCAUGAUCCUGAAGGCUACAGAGCAGUUCUGCAGUGACCUCCUGAGAGAAGCUCUGGCCGGAGCGUUUUCCAAAUCCCCUCUGAACAGGGCGCCGAGGGAGAUCACGGCCAUGAACGUCCACCAGGCGGCCUGCAGCAUCCCCACCGCCGACUUCCUCACCAACACACACAUGGGCUACCUGGCCAAGGACCGCUGAGGAGGACGCUCAGGUGGCGGUUCGGUGUGGACGGACGCUCGUGGCCACCAGGGGGAUGAAGCUGGAGCGACUCUGACUCUCAUCCACACACUCAUGUUCCGAACACACACACAUCCUUCAUCAGCAGGGACUGUGAGACAGAGAGUGUGUGUGUGUGUGUGUGUCACCGGCCGGUGGAAGAGAGGCAGGUGACUUUACACUGAGCAGACUGUCAUUCUGAGUAAAGAUUCCUUAUUUAUGUCCUCCUGCUUUUAAAGCCUCUUUAAGCUUUUAAGUGUUCACUUUAUGUGAUGUACAGUAUAUGUUCUAUUUUUUUAUCUAACCACAGUAACUGUGUGUGCGUGCGUGUGUGUGUUGUAACUCGAACGUUACACUGUAUUCAGCCAAAUCACGUUAGUGUAGAAAAUACCUAAAUGUUGUAUUUUCAUGUUUCAGGUCACAC
Messenger RNA from Salarias fasciatus (jewelled blenny), 4880 nucleotides. RefSeq names its product YEATS domain containing 2 (gene yeats2). The coding region runs from base 161 to 4438 and encodes 1425 amino acids. Lineage: Eukaryota; Metazoa; Chordata; Actinopteri; Blenniiformes; Blenniidae. The record is from RefSeq and is a predicted model, not a curated record. Gene Ontology annotation, biological process: regulation of DNA-templated transcription. The transcript has 30 exons.